AUGGAAGUAUUUAUGAUGGCUCAAGGUGUCUGGGAGCCAAUCGAGUCUGAAGGUCCUGUUGAUAAACAAAAAGACAAGAUGGCAUUAGCGGCCAUCUAUCAAGGUAUAAGUGAGGAUACCUUGCUUCAACUAGGGGCCAAGAGGACAGCUAAGGAAGCAUGGAAUAUGCUCAAAAUUAUGAACCAAGGCGCAGAAAAGGUGAAGGAGGUUAGAACUCAAACCUUAUGGAGGGAGUUCGAUGCAUUGGGGAUGAGUGAUUCAGAGACAAUAGAUGAUUUCUCUGGAAAGCUCACCAUCAUUGUCAAUAAAUUAAGAAGCCUUGGUAACAUAGUUGAAGAUGAGAAGGUAAUUAAGAAGUUGUUGCGUUCUACUUCCUCAAAAUUUCUGCAGAUUGUUUUCGCUAUUGAAGAAUUUAGUGAUCUGAAAACCAAAUCGAUAGAAGAGGUAAUUGGAUCACUAAAAGCUCAUGAAGAAUGGUUGCUUGGUUGUGGAAACAAUUCUGCUGAAAUAGUUCUUAUUACUAGAGCUGAAUGGAAGGCCAGAGAGGAGGAAAGCUCUUUUAAGAAAGCUCAAAAUGACAAUGGUGAAAGAGGAGGCAGAGGUCAUGGCCGUGGGCGCGGCCGAGGUAGAGGGCGUUACAAUGGUGAUUCAAGUCGUGGUGGCGAUGAUGAAUCGAAGACACAGAAGAAGAAAUAUGAUAAGAGUAGAAUCAAGUGUUACUAUUGCGGCCAAAUGGGUCAUUAUGCUGUAGAAUGCCCAUCGAGUGAAUGGGAAGAGAAGGCCAAUUUAAUACAAGAGGAAGAAGAAGAAGAAGAAGUCUCUUUGUUGUUAAUGGAAACAGUAACCCUCAAUUCACCUCAAAAGGAAGUGGAGUCCCUUUUGUUGAUGCUGGAAACAUGUGAGCUCUGGUGA
This is a messenger RNA of Manihot esculenta (cassava), 912 nucleotides long. RefSeq lists its product as uncharacterized. Gene Ontology annotation, molecular function: zinc ion binding; nucleic acid binding. The record is from RefSeq and is a predicted model, not a curated record. Lineage: Eukaryota; Viridiplantae; Streptophyta; Magnoliopsida; Malpighiales; Euphorbiaceae. The transcript has a single exon. The coding region runs from base 1 to 912 and encodes 303 amino acids.